Macrosteles quadrilineatus (aster leafhopper) is the source of this 1823-nucleotide messenger RNA. Its product is annotated as inositol hexakisphosphate kinase 1-like. The record is from RefSeq and is a predicted model, not a curated record. The transcript is spliced from 8 exons. Gene Ontology annotation, molecular function: inositol hexakisphosphate kinase activity. Gene Ontology annotation, biological process: phosphatidylinositol phosphate biosynthetic process; inositol phosphate biosynthetic process. Gene Ontology annotation, cellular component: cytoplasm; nucleus. The coding region runs from base 220 to 1434 and encodes 404 amino acids. Lineage: Eukaryota; Metazoa; Arthropoda; Insecta; Hemiptera; Cicadellidae.
UGAGUGUUUACCAUUUCCCAAAAAUUGUAGUACAUUUGUCCUGAUAUUUUUAAAGAUUCUUUCUUCAUAUAUUUAUAAGAAUUCAUCUCAAUUAAUUUUACAAUCAGAUUUUGUAUAAGUGAAUAACAUAUCCCUAUUGUUAGUUGUAACUUAGUUACUCUUCUAUUAAAAACUUGGAUACAUGAUUGGUUUUACAAAUGAAUCCAAUUCAUUCUUCUAAUGGAAGAAAACUCAGCAAAUGGAACGAAUUAUAUUUCAUUGCAGCCAUUCAUUCACCAAGUCGGUGGUCACUCCUCCCUCCUCUGUCUUGAUGAAGAGACAAUCUGUAAACCUGUUAUUGAUCGUGAACAACUUUUCUACGAAACUAUACCAGAAAGUCUCAAGUCAUUUGUGCCCGUGUAUUAUGGCAUCGUUAAAGUCCGCCUGAUUCAAGAUGGAGAUUACAUAACCCUCUCUGCAACAACUCCUGCAAAUUACAAGCUUAAACCCUCCGAAAAUUUAAAACAGCUCAGAGUUCGACGCAAUGGCAGUAUAGAGGUAGACAGCUUGUCAGAGGAAAUGGUGUUCGAUGCUUCUGAUGUUUCGGCUUCACUCAACCCGUGGGUGCUCAAAUGUCACAAAGAGUAUAUUACACAUCUCACUUCUCGCAUGGAGGACAUGCAAGGACCUCUUAAAUUUAUUGUUUUGGAGAAUCUAACAUGGAGGUUUAGGCUCCCUUGUAUCUUGGACUUGAAAAUGGGUACAAGACAAUAUGGGGAUAAUGACACGCUAGAGAAAAGACAAAGUAAGAUGGUGAAAGUAAUUUCGACGACGUCGGCAAAGCUAGGGGUCAGGAUAGCUGGAAUGCAGGUUUAUCAGGCAUCUUCUGGCAGAUUUCUUUGUCGCAACAAACUGUAUGGUCGGACAUUGACCACUGCCGGGUUUCAAAAUGCUGUGCGCAACUUCCUCCACGACGGCACGCGGCUACGCACGGACGCGCUACCUCCGCUGAUUCGACGGCUAGAGGAGCUACGCAAUGUUUUGACCGGCCUAGACUCGUUGAGGCUCUACACUACGUCACUGCUACUGCUGUACGAGGGACAUCGCAGUAUCAACAGUAACGAGGUGGCAGGGCCGGGCCAGCAGACGACGGAGCAGAGCGGGACCGAGACCCGAGCGACAAGAGCCAGCAGUGAGGACAGACUACUCUCUCCCCCCUCACCAGACUUCAGGUGUCGCAGCGUCAGCUGCAACCCUCGUGAUCGCAAACCACCUGUGGGAGUUGUGGGGGAAGAACCAUUGACUGAUGUAAGAAUUAUAGACUUCGCUCACUCUACGCACGCCACCAUGGAUGACAAGGUGAUUUAUUCUGGUCCGGACAACGGUUUUCUGCUUGGACUCAACAACAUGAUUCAGCUUCUCAAGUCAAUACUAGCCGACCCUCCCAGUAACUAGCUAGAUCCACACAGUUCCUCAUAAAAUCUUUAAGGGUUUACAGUCAAUAGUGGUAGAAAAACGACUGAUUGUUUAUACAGAAUUUAAUAAAUAGCUCGCAAUAGUGUAGAAAUCUUUCUAUGUUGGUAUUUAACAAUAUGUAUAUUAACGGGUCAUUAUGUUUAUGUCCUCGUUGACGCCAAGGUCAAUUUGACAUCGAAAAGUGACGUAUACUUCUUGCAAUUUAGUUUCUCUCGCUUGUGUUAAUUUUAAUAUGUGAUUGCAGAAUUUAAUAUUUAAAAAAUCAGAGUCUUUUCUAGUCCUCUAUUUUGUUAGGGCAUGAUAAACUACAAUAAUGUAAGACUAAAUUACUUACGUAAUUCCCGUCACAGCUCAAUGAAAUAUGUCAA